Poecilia reticulata (guppy) is the source of this 2287-nucleotide messenger RNA. The record is from RefSeq and is a predicted model, not a curated record. Lineage: Eukaryota; Metazoa; Chordata; Actinopteri; Cyprinodontiformes; Poeciliidae.
AGGAAGAAAUAUCCCUAAGUAAAAUCCGUUAUGGCCGCCUGCGAGCGAACAGCAGACUAUGGUAUGUUAAAGUUUGACACCUGUCUGUGGCUAUUCACUGAAAGAGUUGAUAUGUUUUAAGUAUGCACAGUGUGGGGUGGUGAACGAAAGCAGCAGGAACUACAUUCACUUUUCAAUUCAUCCUUCACUACAUACAACAUUAGCUUUUGAUUUAAACCUUUUGACAWGCAACUAAUCUGUGAAAAAAGGGUUUGAAUCUUUCGGAGCCCACAGCUCUAUUCUACAUCAAAAAGGAUUUUAAGUUCAGUUUAGUUGAAACGAAUUCACAUUUAACUCAAUUUUAAGACAAGCCCACAGAUCAAAUUCMUACCCGCACACAAACUCUCGGACUUGAUMAAGUACAAUAAUACAAGGGACCAACACCAGCAUGUAUGCAUGUUUUACGUGGAAUAAAGCUUUCCAUUAUUAUUCACACAGGGUCAGUAAACUUACUGAAUAGACUUUUAUGAAGUGUUUGUUCGCAUUUUUUAUUUUUUGCAGAACUGAUCUGAAAAGUGUAAGCCGCAAAGGUUUGAUUAACAAUUAAUUUGUCUAUUGACUAAUAGAUAAUUAGAGAAGAUUUAUAUUAGAAAAAAGCCUUGGCUUCCUCCCACCUUUCAUGUUCAUAAAUUUUAUUUUCGUCUGUCAGAUUCAUUUCUUAGGUCUCUGCUCUGUUUGCUCUUAUUUGUGCACUUUAGUAAGCCCUCCUUUAGAUUUGUUUUUAAAUGACUGUCCUUCAGGCAGGGACAGCAUAUUGGAGCCUUUGAGUUUUCCAGAGCUUGGAGCUGGAAGUCCCAGCACCCCCAUUGUGGUGCAGCAUCCCAGUGAUGAGCUGCUGGUCUGUCUGUUUUGCUCUGAGUCUGUCCCGCUGCUGCAGAAAGACACCCUGCUCAGACACCUGCUGCUGGAACACAAGCUGGUCAUCGCUGAUAUCAAGCUCAUAGCCAGCCUCCCAAGGUACUUGGUUUACUGGAAGGGCAGGUUCCUUGAACAACCAGUCACAGAUUUCUGCAGUGUCAUAAAGACUAAUUCCACUGGCCCAGUUGAGAAACGGGAGGAUUACUUCCUACUAUGUGACGUCCUCCCAGAGGACCGGAUCCUUAGAGAGAGGCUCCAGCAGAAACGACUGGAGGAGGUCCUAGAGCAACAGCAGAAGGAGCGUGACGACUGCUACUUCCAUCGUCUAUGUUUAUUCUGCAGUGAGGAGUGCACUGGAAACAGGGCAUGUCUGCUGAACCACAUGGCCAGAGAACACUCUUUCAGCAUUGGGCUGCCAGACAACAUUGUGUAUUGCAAUGAGUUCUUGGACACACUACAAUAUAAACUAGACAACCUGCAGUGUUUGUAUUGUGAAAAAAUCUUCCGUGACAAAUCUACACUGAAGGACCAUAUGAGGAAGAAAGCUCACCGUCGCAUCAAUGCCAACAACCAUGAAUACGACCGCUUUUAUGUGAUCAACUAUCUGGAACUGGGAAAAACCUGGGAGGAGGUUCAGAGUGAGGACGACCGGGAGCUGGUAGAUGUUGAAGAUGAUGACUGGUCUGACUGGCAUGCCCAUCCUGUUUCUGCCGUUUGUCUCUUUUGUGACCAUCAAUCAGAGACAAUGGAUCAGAUUUAUAUACACAUGAAGGACUCCCAUGGUUUUGAUCUUCAUAACUUAAAGAUGGAGCUAAAUCUCAACUUCUACCAGCAGGUGAAGCUGGUCAACUUUAUCCGGCGGCAAAUCCACCAGAGCCGUUGCUAUGGCUGCCAGAAGAAGUUUGAUUCCAGAGCAGACAUGAUGGACCACAUCUCUGAAGGGCAUGUAAUGAAACUGCCAGAGAUGUCCACCUGGGACCAACCACAAUAUUAUUUCCCAACAUAUGAGAAUGAUGCCUUCCUGUGUACACUGUCUGACAGCAAUGACGAUGAAGACAAUGAGCCAUGUCACAAUGAGGACAUACCUGUAAUUGCAGAGGACAUAUCUGACUUGAGGGUUCUGAAACAGAACAGCGUCCUCAACCAACUCCUGAAGAACAGAGGCUGUUUCAGAAAAGACGAUGCAUAGACUUGUGGGUUUUUUUGGGGCUUUUUUUCUGAAGUGUCUAUUUUGGAUAAACUUAUGCUCGAGCUCAUUAUGAUACCUGGACAAAUGACAACAUAAUUAUUUUCUAUCAAGACUGAUUUUUCAUCAGUAACAUACUGUAUGGUUUGCUCAGUACUGCUUUGAUAUCCAUUAAAAUGUGUGCACAAGCACCACAUUCUUUCA